AAAACAUAUCAUUACAUGCAAACAGAGAAUUCCGAGAUGAAAUCCUCAGCCCUUGCGUUAACAUUGAUAUUGACCAUGGGUCUAGCCCUGGUCCAUGUGAGCCUAGCCCAAAACUCUCCCCAAGACUACGUCAAUGCCCACAACACUGCCCGAUCGAACGUGGGCGUGGGCCCCGUGGCGUGGGACGAUCAGGUGGCCAGCUACGCCGAAAACUACGCCAGCCAGAGGAUCGGCGACUGCCAGCUCAUGCACUCAGGUGGGCCAUACGGCGAGAAUAUCUAUUGGUCAUCUGGGUCCGAGGCCACUGGCACCGAUGCAGUGAACGCAUGGGUCGGCGAGCAGCAAUACUACGACCAUGGCUCGAACAGCUGUGCGGGUGGUCAGCAGUGCGGGCACUAUACUCAGAUCGUGUGGCGUGAUUCGGUUCGGCUCGGGUGCGCUCGUGUCACGUGCAACAGUGGUGGGACGUUCAUCACAUGCAACUAUAGCCCACCUGGCAACUAUGAGGGGCAACGCCCUUACUAGAGAAUGAAUGGUCAUGAUCACAUACAAUCUCCAUGCAGUACUUAUCAUGUUGCACCAUUUUUUCAUGCAUAUGUGUCAUACGUGCAAGACAUCCAAGCCGUGCAAAUCAUGUUGAUCAGGUUAUCCCACCUGACGAGAUUCUUGUGUUGGGAUUUUGAAUGACAUGGAUGUCUUACACGUGGCACAUUGAUGGAAAAUGUGGCAGUAUGGUAAGCUUACUACAUAGGGGUUUGUAUGUGGACAUUCCUAUGAAUUAUAUAUGUAGUUGUCUUUGAGUAUUUAUCAUAAGUAGUUGCUAUUUAAUGGUU
Molecule: messenger RNA, 833 nt
Organism: Magnolia sinica
Lineage: Eukaryota; Viridiplantae; Streptophyta; Magnoliopsida; Magnoliales; Magnoliaceae
Product: pathogenesis-related protein 1-like
Exons: 1
Coding region: 16-525 (169 amino acids)
Cellular component (GO): extracellular region
Source: RefSeq, a predicted model, not a curated record